Molecule: messenger RNA, 303 nt
Organism: Lathyrus sativus (Indian pea)
Lineage: Eukaryota; Viridiplantae; Streptophyta; Magnoliopsida; Fabales; Fabaceae
Source: the annotation of a GenBank genome assembly
AUGGCAUACCAAAACAACAACUAUGGGUGGAGUCAUAUCCAUGAGAUUUUGGAGCCUGCAUCCUACCCACAGCAUCAUCAUCAUCAUCAAAACCAUCAUGUUGCAACAUACAAGGAGUCAAUAGCCGAGGCAAAUCAAUCAUACUAUGAAAAAGUUCGCCGUGAGAAUGAGGCUGAUCGACAAGAUUCGAGGUUUCGCCACCGGAAUAAUAGUACUUACGAAAGUGUUGAUCAAGAGGCUGAGGCUUUUAUUCAACAUGAACACAGGAGAAUGGGAUUAGCCAAACUCAUGAAGACUACUUAA